AUUCCCCACCCCUAUCCACAGCAAGAGACGAGAUAAAAUAGCAGCAGCAGCAGCUCCCUCCCUUCUCCAGUUUCCUCGCUUCAUCCAAAUCCCUUGCCAUGUUUCUGAGCUCCCCUUUCCUCCAACUCUCCUCCUCCCUCAAACCCCACCCCUCUCCAUUCCUCCAUGGCUCCUCUCUGUCCAUCCCCUUCCUCCCCAACGCGUCACCUUUCUUUCUUUUUCCGGCGGCGCCGCCGCCUCCACCUUCGCUUCUCUCUGUGAAGGCCAUGAAGAAGAUGCAGGGUCGCGUGGUGUGCGCUACCAACGACAAGACGGUAGCGGUGGAGGUGGUCCGUCUCGCUCCCCACCCAAAGUACAAGCGCCGCAUCCGCAAGAAGAAGAAGUACCAGGCCCACGAUCCCUUGAACCAGUUCAAGGUUGGCGACUUCGUCGAGCUCGACAAGUCCCGCCCCAUCAGCAAGACCAAGACCUUCGUUGCUGUCCCUGUCACCGCCCGCAACGCCCCCAAGCCCAUCGAUCCCGUCCCUGGCGACCUCCUCGGCCUCCCCCUCGAGUCCCAGCAGCAGGAAUAACGCAGGACGCUAUCUCCAUCUUCUUUUCCUUUUUCUCUUCGUAUUCACUGUCCUUUAUUGUAUUACAGUUUAUAUUUUUAUGAAAACAUCGUGUUGUUUGCAUAUAUCUAAUGUUGGAAUGGUUGGAAUCGGUCGGUUGGGCUUGUUUUGGAAUUGCUCUCGAUUAUGUUCUCCAAA
Messenger RNA from Elaeis guineensis (African oil palm), 749 nucleotides. RefSeq names its product small ribosomal subunit protein uS17c. Gene Ontology annotation, cellular component: ribosome. NCBI's taxonomy places the organism in Eukaryota, Viridiplantae, Streptophyta, Magnoliopsida, Arecales, Arecaceae. The record is from RefSeq and is a predicted model, not a curated record. Gene Ontology annotation, biological process: translation. Gene Ontology annotation, molecular function: structural constituent of ribosome.